CCCCCAUGGCACCUGCCCUGCUCCCAGCCUUGUCCGAGUGCCUUGGGCCCUCACCAAGUUCUCAUCAAUCACAGGGCCCCUGGUGCCCAGAAUCUCCACCUUACCCUCACUCUCCCUCACCCAGGGCGUCCCUCCUCUUCUGUCUUUACCUUAACCCAAGGUGGGGGGCGGGGUCACCCCUGAGCCAUGCUCAUCCCUUGCCCCUCAAUCCCAGGCCCUCACCACAUCUCCUUUGCAGUCUCUUCCCUUCCCACAGUAGGAAUACUGCCCUUGGUCCACUGCCCACCUCCUUAGCCUUCAUCACCCUCUCUUUGGUUCCUCGACCCCAGUGGGCUCUCACUAUCUCAGUCUUGUAUCCAAAAUCCUUGUUUAUGCCACUUUAUCAGCAGGCCUUUCCUACAAGGAGUCUUCUCCCAGGCCCCCACCCCUGCUUGUUGGAUGCCUGACCCUGACCCUCCCUGGAGGUGUGAUGUCACUCCCUCCAACCCCUCCCACCACGUAGGUGCUUCCCAGUGUGCACCUUGGCUUUAAGUUCUAUCUUCUCUUGCCACCCUACUCCUAAUUCUCCAUGAUCCUUGUGCACAUAGACUGACUCCUCCCAGGGGACACCCCCCACCAGGGUCCUCACCAGGCCUCUGUGCACUCUGGGCCCAGACCCACUCCUUCACCUCCCCCAGGUUACUGGCCCACCUUCAUCUCUCUUGGGGCCACAGCCCAGCCCCUCAGGCCCCUCUGCCUCCUGCCUCACCCUCCCUGGAGCCCCCCUUGUCCAUGAUGAGCCUGCACCAGGGGCGGCAGCUCUCCAUCUCACCUGACCCCUUUGACCAGGGAUCCCUCUGGUCCUAGAUCUGACACUGCCCUUCCCUCCCUCUGACUCCACCUCCCCUCUCCCUCUUCCUGCCUCUCCCCUUGCCCCCCUGCCUGGACCCUUAGGGAGCCAAGGCCUCCCUGUCCUGGCACUUGUCCUACAUGUGUGUCCAUCUCCACCCUCUCCCUCCACUCCUCCAUUCCCCUCUCCCUCCUUCUCUUUCCCAUUUUUCCUGUAUGGAAAUCCUCAUUCUGGUCCCUUGAACACAUGCUUGUUCUGCAUCCUCAGCACCUGGAGUAGGUCAGGACACAGAACUUCUCUGUUAAACAUCUGAUGUGCACUUGUCUCCAGAAAGCAGCUUCAUCUGCGGUUCCUCCUUCCCCAGGAUCCCACAGUCUUUCUUACAACGCUACAGUGCUGUCCUGGGAUGGCUUUGUUCAGGCCAGAUUUUUUGCUAUGGGAUACCUGGAUGGUCAGGCCUUCGUGCACUUUGAUGACACAAAGUGGAGGGCAGAGCCCCAGGGACAGUGGGCUGAAAGGCUGGGAGCAGAGACAUGGGAGACAGAGUCCAAGGACUUGAACGAGGCAUGUAAGGAGCUCAGAAAACUUCUAGCAGAAAUCCUGUCCCUGCAGAAGGAGAAAAGAGGCUUACAUUCCCUCCAGGAGACUGUGGGCUGUGAGAUCCGUGAAGACAGCCGCGCCCGGGGCUUCAGGCUUCUCCACUUCGAUGGGGAGCUCCUCCUCUCCUGUUACCCGGAGGCCCACGGAUGUGCCCUGCCCCAGUCCUUGGCUCGGACCUUGGCCAUGGAAAUGGAGAAGUCCUGGGACACAGACGGCUUUCUAAGCAAGCAUUACCGGGCCCACGUGCAGGGAGAACUUUGUGGAAGACUGCGGGGCUACCUGGAAUCCUGGACGGGCUUCAUGGAGAGGACAGUGCCGCCAGCCGUGAAUGUGACCCGCAGCCAGGACUCGGAGGGCAUGGUCCACCUCACAUGCAAGGCUUUUGGCUUCUUUCCCCCGAAUAUCUCAGUGACCUGGUUUCGGGAUGAGGAACCCAUGAGCCGGGACACCCUGGAGUCUGAGGGUGUCCUGCCUGAUGGGAACGGGACCUACUAUACCUGGGAAACCAUAAUAAUUCCCCAAGGAGAGGAGCAGCGGGUCAAGUGCCUUGUGGGACACAGUGGGAAUCACAGUACACACCUCGCACCCUUGGGAAACAUCCUAGUGCACCAGAGAUCAUGGUGGAUCAUUGUGAGCACUGUUGUUGCUGCUCUUGCUGUUGCUAUCAUCGGAUUUUGUGUCUAUAUGUAUAUUAACAGGAUGACAGCAUCAGCUACAGCAAGGCCAGAGCCUAUUAGCUUACAAGACCAGGAUCAAUUCCAGAUGGAGCCAACUGAUCAUAAUGGCCUCACACACCCAGAAUUUCAAUCCUUGUGUCAAACUCUGGAUCCAUCAGUUCAACUGGGGAAGCUUAGAACGUGCAGCCAGAAGGCCUGAAUUCAGCUCCCUGUCCUGGUCUUACUAAUGUUAGGGGAAGCACACUGACUGAAACUGCCCACCCUGGCCAGGCACCAUCGUAACCAUUUGCAUGAGUUGUUUUA
This is a messenger RNA of Odocoileus virginianus texanus, 2409 nucleotides long. The record is from RefSeq and is a predicted model, not a curated record. NCBI's taxonomy places the organism in Eukaryota, Metazoa, Chordata, Mammalia, Artiodactyla, Cervidae.